AUGGCUGAGAAGCGUAAGCUCCCUGCGCGCGAACGUCGAGAACCGGCAGCCAAGCGACGAGUCUCCGAAGCGAUUUCUGAAAGCUCAAGCCGGAGGAAGAAGUCAACACCUUCGGCAGCUCAGGCUUCUACACCUGUUGCUGAACAUGAAGCUGAGCGUCAAGCUACUCCGGAGCCGAUCGAAGAGCCACUGCCUACUAAAAUCAAAGAUGGAGAUCCCCUACCAACGAGCACUAAAGCUCAGCGAUCACUUACUUUGUCCAACAAAGAAUACCAAUCUUUUGCUGAAAGUGCUGUUUUAAGCAUAUCCCUCGAACGUUCCAAGAAAAAGUGGCUCAGCGAUGGCAUUUUCGAAAGGUAUUGGACAAAGCCGAAGAAAACGAAGAGGGAGCAGCUUGAAGGGAAAAAUCCCCCUAAGGAUUCAAUGACCAAAAUCGGACCUUGUAAAAUCAUCAUUGAGCCCCAUCAUUUCGAUGGAAUGAUUUACACAGUUAAGGACCCCAAUGCGAAACCGACUGUACAAAUAACUCCACCCCAACGACACAUUAUUCACUACGGACCGCCGCCGCCGCAGACCGGAUACCAAUAUCAACAUUAUGCCCCUCCCCAGCAGAUGCGACCCCCUCCGUAUCCCUAUAAUCAACCACCGAAUGCGCAGUAUGCUCCUCGACCUCCACAGCCACAGCCAGUCCCACGCCAACCGCCGGCACAAGCACAUGGUACCUCGCCUCAGCCUCCGAAACCGAGCCCGGACCCUGUCAUUCAGAUGCUUGCAACAAGAGCAGCUUCGGAUCCUGAGUUAAAAGCAUUGAUGAAGAUUGUGGCGUCAAGUAAAGCGACCCAGGAGCAAUUGCGGAUUUUCCAGGGUCAUAUUGAUGAGCUCAAUGCCAUUAUUCGACAAAGAGAAAGGCAGCAACAACAACAGCAGCAGCAAUACUAUCCUCAAAACCAACAUUCACCGCGCCCUCAAUCCACUCCGAACCCGCAAAAUUCUCCAGCUCCCCCUCCACAGCAGAAUCCGCAACAGUCGCAGACUGUGCCUACUUCCUCAUCGACUCCUGCACCUGCGCCAUCCUCUACUCCUACAUCAUCUACACCGGCACCACCAACCAAUACCGUGAAGCCACAGUCACCAAUGUCACCGUCGGACACACAAAUCCCGCUUCAAGGUGGUGAUUCCGCUAAACCACAGCCAGAACCUUCUCCUAAUGCUGUUCAGUCUAGCGGCUCUAAUUCCGGCAACUUCACACCUAGUGCCACUCCCAACAUCAAGACAGAACCUGGAACCACUACAUCUUUAGCUCCCACUCCUGCUCCUACAGCGUCAUCACCUCCCAUUUCUACACCACGUACUACUGCGCCAACAAACACGGCUUCAAACGUCCCAGCUUCUGUACCACCAACGGGUGUGGCACCUGUGCCCACUCCAGCAGCUCCUUCGCCGGCCCCCCACAGCACCCCCAAAGCUUCGCCGGCGCCUAAUUAUGUUCCGACAAACCCACCACCGCAACCACUUUCACCGUAUCCCCCAGGUCCGUCUCAGUACCCGCAAUACCAUGCUUCUCCUUAUGCUCCUGGACCGCCUCCUAUCAAAGCGCGCGGUGCUCUCCCAAAUUACGGCCCAUCAAAUACUUAUUACCAAUCAUUGCCCACUCCUCCAGCUCCUAAGCCUCCUAUCAAGGCCGUUGUUUUUGAGUUUACCUCUCCGUUGACUCCUUACGGAAGUAGUACAUCUGGUCACGCUGGGUCAGGCGAUCGCUAUUUGUUCCCAGAGUACACAAUCUUGGAGUAUCAAGCUGGAGGAACAGUGCUACUUGCUUCUUUCUUGCUUAUACGCAAAGUGGAUCCCAAUACGAAAUUUCCACUUGAAUUGACAGCUGAUAUUGCACCCAAGACUAAGAGUAAGGCAUCCAAAUCCAAGAAGAAAGAUAAAGGGAAAGCUGCAGAACAGAGUGGACCAUCAACGCCUGCUCCUGAUAACAAGGAAAGCAGCGAAACCAAUGCUGCGGAUGCUACUGCCGAUACAGCAGGCGAAAAGAAGCAAUCAGAAAACAGCGUCGACAACGAACCAGGGACAACCAAUGAACAGCCCAAAGAGAAAGGGCCAUCAAACCUCAAAGAAUACUACCAACCCAUUACAAUGCGGUUCUACAGCAGCAAACCUGCAACUCUAGAACCACUAUCUCGAAUCGUCAAACCUGCCGCAGAAGUUCGUAAAUACAUGGAAGAAGUCAUGGAACGUGCGGAACGUGCUCCUGCUGGAUUUUUGCCGUUUCGUUUACCUCGCGAGAAGCCUCUUGAGAUUGUCGAUGAGGGUGAUAAAGGCGAUUUCACUGCUGCUGAGGAUGUCAAAUCUAGAACGAGAGAUGGAAGUAUUGCAGUCGCUACUCCUAGAGAUGAUGAUUUUGGUGAUGGGGAUGUUGAUGAUGUAGAACCGGGUGAUUUAGAGUUCUUGUUGAAGGAUCAUUAUGAUCCGCCUAGUGGACUUGUACCUAUACGGGUUUGAUAGUGGGCGAGUACUGAUUUGUGUAAGAUACGUCUACGAUAUAUCAAAUUUUGAGAAGAG
Talaromyces stipitatus ATCC 10500 is the source of this 2565-nucleotide messenger RNA. RefSeq lists its product as uncharacterized. Gene Ontology annotation, cellular component: Swr1 complex. The record is from RefSeq and is a predicted model, not a curated record. Gene Ontology annotation, molecular function: ATP-dependent H2AZ histone chaperone activity. The coding region runs from base 1 to 2505 and encodes 834 amino acids. The transcript is spliced from 2 exons. NCBI's taxonomy places the organism in Eukaryota, Fungi, Ascomycota, Eurotiomycetes, Eurotiales, Trichocomaceae. Gene Ontology annotation, biological process: chromatin remodeling.